GGGGCUCUGCCUGCCGCCGCGCUGCCAUAGAGCGGAGCGCCCGCUCCCAUCAGCCCCCGCGCGGCCCCGCCUCCUUCCUUCCCAGGCCGAGCCGCCACCGCCGCCAUGGGUGUCGAUAUCCGACACAACAAGGACCGCAAGGUCCGCCGCACGGAGCCCAAGAGCCAGGACAUCUACCUGCGCCUGCUGGUCAAGCUGUACCGUUUCCUGGCGCGCCGCACCAGCUCCCGCUUCAACAAGGUCGUCCUGAAACGCCUCUUCAUGAGCCGCACCAACCGCCCGCCGCUCUCCCUCUCUCGCAUGAUCCGCAAGAUGAAGCUCCCGGGGCGGGAUAACAAGACGGCCGUGGUGGUGGGAACCGUCACCGACGACAUCCGCAUCCACGACAUCCCCAAGCUGAAGGUCUGUGCCCUGCGGGUGACCCAAGGAGCCCGUAGUCGCAUCCUGAAGGCAGGGGGUCAGAUCAUGACCUUUGACCAGCUGGCCAUGGCAGCCCCUAAGGGCCAGGGCACCGUGCUGCUCUCGGGGCCCAGGAAGGGACGCGAGGUGUACCGGCACUUUGGCAAGGCCCCUGGCACCCCCCACAGUCACACCAAGCCCUACGUGCGCUCCAAGGGGCGGAAGUUCGAGCGGGCUCGGGGCCGCCGCGCCAGCCGGGCCUACAAGAACUAACGGCGCUGGCCCGCACCUGCCUGUGUCCAAUAAAUGGGUCAGAACCGUG
Messenger RNA from Malaclemys terrapin pileata, 721 nucleotides. It is a transcript of the gene RPL18, whose product is annotated as ribosomal protein L18. The coding region runs from base 106 to 672 and encodes 188 amino acids. Gene Ontology annotation, molecular function: RNA binding; structural constituent of ribosome. The record is from RefSeq and is a predicted model, not a curated record. Lineage: Eukaryota; Metazoa; Chordata; Testudines; Emydidae. The transcript is spliced from 7 exons. Gene Ontology annotation, biological process: translation. Gene Ontology annotation, cellular component: cytosolic large ribosomal subunit; ribosome.